This is a messenger RNA of Pelodiscus sinensis (Chinese soft-shelled turtle), 3927 nucleotides long. Lineage: Eukaryota; Metazoa; Chordata; Testudines; Trionychidae. The record is from RefSeq and is a predicted model, not a curated record.
AUGAACCAUUUAGGACGCCACAAUAUUUCUUACCCUGAUGUGUUUGACCAAGGCACGGCCACCCACGUGGUCACGGCUGUGCUGUACGGGGCGCAGGCGAUUUUUGUCUUCGAUCAGGAUGUUUCUUCAUCUGAGAAUGUACAAGAUGUAAAGGGAAAACUCCAUGUUAUAAUUAAAAAGAUACCCCAGGUUUCCAUCGAAGGGGAAGGAGCUCUCAAAAUGGAUGACAAGGAACAAAAACAAGCUGAACAACUUAGUUGUAAGUUCUAUGGUGAUUUUGCUCUUGAGAACAAUCCAGUUACUUUCCAAAAUGCCAUGAAAAUAUACUCCACCCUCCCAGCGCGGCUGGGUGAGAACGGGGAGAAGGCCGUACCGGUGAGAGUCUGGCUGUACCCGCUGACCAAGCUGGAUUCCAAAGCUGCUCAGAUGGUGCGUGAGAUCAGUACAAUGCUGAUCUUCGAUGUUCAAAUGGCCCUGGAACAGCUGACAGAACUGGACAUGCAAUGCAACGACUUGGUGAAGAACCCGAUUGCCAGAACCUUCCCUGAAAUGCAGAGGAAAGUCCAACAAUUCAAAGUUCUGUGCAUGCAACACAGACAGAUUUUCCAGAAAGAGCUGGCAGGACUCUUACCCUCCAUCCGUGGAGGAGGGAAAGAAGAAAGGACCUUGGUGGACAUGCUGUCAUGCAAAAACCAGUCACCGUUCAACACUCAGAAACUCAACGAAUUUCUAAAUAGAAAGGAGCAAGAAAUGAAGUAUGUCAAUUCCUAUCUUUCUCUCCUAAAGGAUGUGGAAGUGGUGUCCACUCAGAACAAACUGGAUGAAAUAGUUCUGGAUCCCGUGAAUGGCUUUGUCGUAGCCUUUGUGUUCACUUCGCUACAUGAAGAGGAACCGUAUUUCUCUGAUUUGAGGCUCUGUCUUCAGACCCAGUUUAUGAAGAACGCCCAAGAUCCCGAAUCAGCCAGUUCUGCCAGUGAGAAUCCCAAACUGUGGUUUGAGGACAAAAAGAGGAACCAAAAUGCCCGAACAGCUGCAAAAUCUGUUUCAGACUUUGCUCGUGUGAAUAAAUCUAACGGGAAGACGCGGUUCAUUGUGGUCUCUGUUCCAGACAAGGCCAAUCCAGGCGCUUCCAUUUACCUGUAUGAGGAUGGAGAACUGCUCAGCACCAACUUCCAGCCUCCAUCAAAGCCUCUUCCUCUCCUGAUUGGUGCAGUCAGACAUGACCGUGUGCAGCUCACGCUGAAACCGGCAGCCUAUGGCAGGGGCGGGGGGCAGGAGAACUGGGCGGCUGUGAAUGUCAGUAACACACAAGAGACACUCACAGUCACAGGGCUCCGUCCAAACACCCAGUACCAGUUCCGAUACGCGGCCGUGAGCAAACCAGGGCUCAGCGAGAGCAGCGACGUGAGCGACACGGUGAAGACGCUUCCUCCUACCAGCCCCCCUGGGAAACCUGCAGCAGCAACUGUGGAAUUAUCGGCCAUCACCCUGAGCUGGGAGAGUCCAUGUGCCAUUGGAGAUGGAGUCAGUAUAAGCGAGUACAAGGUGCAAUACAGAGAGGAGGCUGGAGAAGCCAAGUGGCUGGAGCGAAAGACGGGAGAGAGAACUGAGUCCUGCACCAUUGAUGGACUGAGGCCUGGGAUGCCCUACAGAUUCCGGGUGUCGGCCGUGUGCGCGGACGGGGCUGAGAGUGAUCCCAGUGAAGAGACGCUGAUUUUAACACCCAAGAGGAAAGAAUCAAAGAAGCAGCCACCUCACUCCCCUAAGGAAAGCUCUGCGACAAGAGAAGAGCAACCCACAACAUCACCCACAGAAUCUCAGACAAUAACGCAACGUUUUGUGAAACAAGAGUCUUUGCUAGCACGAGGCCCCCCCGCAGUUUAUAUCCUUCCUUUAGAGAAGACAGGACUAGGUCCUACUGCAUCUUACACAAAGUACAGGCUGGGGAGGGAGACCCUGAAGAUCCCUAACAAAGUGAUUAUGGUGAUGGGAGCCACCGGGUCGGGGAAAACGACUCUCAUCAACGGGAUGAUCAACUACGUCCUGGGUGUGCAAUGGAAGGAUGAAUUCAGGUUCAAGCUCAUCCAUGAAAUAACUAACAGAAGCCAGGCCCAGAGCCAGACAUCUGAGGUGACGGCCUAUGAAGUGAAUCACACAAGGGGUUUCCAAGUCCCGUACUCGCUGACUAUAAUAGACAUGCCGGGAUUUGGUGACACCAGAGGGAUAGAUCAUGACAAAGAGAUAAUAAGGAAAGUCCGAGAGUUCUUCUCCACCCCAGGGGCCAUUGAUCACAUCGACGCCGUCUGCUUUGUGGUUCAGGCCUCCCUAGCUCGUCUGACCCACGCCCAGAAGUACGUGUUUGACUCAGUGCUCUCCAUUUUCGGGAAGGACAUAAAAGACAACAUCCUAAUCCUGGUCACCUUCGCCGAUGGGCAGACCCCCCCUGUGCUAGAGGCCAUUAAAACAGCUGAUGUCCCUUGUGCUAAGGAUGCUCAGGGCAACCCUGUGUAUUUCAAAUUCAAUAACUCCGUCCUCUUCACCUGUAAUGCUGCAGCUGACGAGGGCAGUUGUAAUUUUGAUGAAAUGUUCUGGAGAAUGGGAGCCAUGAGCAUGCAGACAUUUUUGGGGGCAUUAUUGAAAUUGGAAACCAGGAGUCUGACGUUAACGCAGGAGGUUCUCAGGGAGCGGAAGGAGCUGGAGGUGGCUGUGGAAGGGCUGCAGCCCCAAAUCAAAGCCGGCCUGAUGAAGCUGGAAGAACUGCGCAAGACACAGGAAGCUCUGGAGCAGCAUAAGGAUGAAAUGGAGGCCAAUAGAGACUUUGAGUAUGAGGUGGAGAAAACAGUGGCAGUGAAAAUAGACAUCUCUGGGACAGGGAACUACCUAACCAACUGCCAGCGGUGUCACUAUACGUGUCACUAUCCCUGUGCAAUCGCUAAUGAUGCUGGCAAGCGCUGGUGCACAGCUAUGGACAGGAACACGGGAUAUUGCCGGGUGUGCCCUGGGAAAUGUGUCUGGAAUGUUCAUUUCAAUCAAACGUACAAGUGGGAAUACACAGUAGUGAAAGAGAAACAGACCUAUGCACAACUGAAGGAGAAAUACGAGAAGGCGUCUGGGGAGGUGCUGUCCACACAGAGCAUGGUUGAGAAGUUGUCUCAGGAAUACGCUGCAGUGGAAGGGACAUUAAUGGAUCUUAUUGAAAAAUCAUCUCGCAGCCUCCAACGUCUGCAGGAAAUCGCUCUGAAACCCAACCCGCUGUCCACCCCGGAAUACAUUGACCUGCUGAUCAUGUCGGAGCGACAGGAACUGAAGCCUGGUUACCAGGAAAGAAUAAAAUCACUGAAGGACGUGAGGGAAAUGGCAGAGAUAAUGAUGAAGAUUGCCAAUAAGGAGCCCCUGUUGCCAGUCGAACGGAGUCUGUACAAGAGGCUUGAAGAAACAAAGGCUGCAUUCAAAAAACAUGUGAAAGGAACAGUAGAUCUGAUUAAAAGCUGGUUUCAGUAAAAACUGGCUGCAGCUCCCCAUGCAAAAGAAACAGCCGGCUUCACAAAUCAUGCAGCUUAGCCCAGAAUCAGGACUGGCCUCCUGUGGUCUGUGUAGCAUUUUCCUCUAAGAUCCACUGAAUUCGCACCGAGGACAGUGUGCUCAUCCCUGCCCAGCUGCUCAGGUUCGUUAUUUGCUUUGCUGGGUGAUCGGACCAUCCCUGCUGGGACUGAGUUACCACGCUGGGGGAAAUGGUGUUUCUUAUGAACAAAUUCUACUGCCUCUCUGCUAGCUUGUUAUCCCGGGACAGCUUGUAAUUAGUAACAUGAAAUAAGGGAUAAGGGAUCUUUCGGAAAAGGCUUUAUUUUUCGAAAGAUCAGCGUCUAGACUGCCGCUUUUCUCCAACAAAGCUCCGUGCCGAAAAAAGAGGCAGCCAUUUUUAUGCUA